This is a messenger RNA of Lampris incognitus (smalleye Pacific opah), 1414 nucleotides long. RefSeq names its product cilia and flagella associated protein 298 (gene cfap298). Lineage: Eukaryota; Metazoa; Chordata; Actinopteri; Lampriformes; Lampridae. Bases 515 to 1387 code for a protein of 290 amino acids. Gene Ontology annotation, biological process: regulation of cilium movement. The transcript is spliced from 8 exons. The record is from RefSeq and is a predicted model, not a curated record.
CUUUAUAGUUUAGGUAGAUAAAGGUCUCAGUCACAUUUGAGUAAAAUAAUCCUAUUUCUAUAAAUGUCAUAGGAUCUUUUUUUUAAAGAUAUUUUAUUUUCACGGACCCCUUGCAAUUACACCACGGACCACUAGGGGUCCGCGGACCCCCGGUUGAGAAACACUGCCUUAGAGGCCCAGAGCAUCACACAUUUGAAUCAGCCAGAUACUGACAAUAGCCUUUUAAUGAUGCAGUGUUUCCUCUUAACAAAUCAAACCGCGGUGUAUUAUGACAGCAGCAGGUAAGGAAGUGAAUUAUACAUAAUUCUAGGUUGUGCAGUUCUCGUAAUCGCCUGUAGGUGGCAGAAGCACACCAACGUUGCGUGCAGCUUUCCACGUACCUCUCAAGAAGAAGAGCGCCCCGCGGUUUGCCCCGUCGCCGCCGUUACUGUCCGGAAGCGUAAAGUAUGGGCGAAUUAGACUUUUAAGAAGCGGAGUUGUGUUGUCAAACUGCGGAUCCACUUAAAAGGUCAACAUGGUGCAGCUGCACCUGAAACGCGGGGAUGAAAGCCAGUUUUUGUUCACCACCACCGUGGACGUCCAGCUGGAGACCCUGAUCCAGCAGAUCACCGCCAUACACAACGGGAGGCUGAAAGUGGACAGAAUAUGUUCAGAGAUCCCAGAGCUGGCAGACCAUGGGAUCACACUACCUCCCAACAUGCAGGGGCUGACCGAUGAGCAGAUUGUGGAUUUGAAACUGAAGGACGAGUGGGAGGAGAGGUGUGUGCCCAGCGGAGGAUCAGUAUUCAAGAAGGAUGAAAUAGGGAGGAGGAAUGGACAUGCUCCAAACGACAAGAUGAGAGAGGUGCUGAUGAAAACAGUGGAAGAGGCAAAGGCACUGAUCUCAAAAAAACAAGCGCAGGCCAACAUUUGUGUCACCAUGGAGAUGGUGAAGGAGGCCCUGGACCAACUACGGGGUGCAGUCAUGAUUGUGUACCCCAUGGCGCUGCCUCCUCACGACCCCAUCAGGAUGGAGUUUGAGAACCAGGAAGACCUAUCAGGAACACAGGCCUCUCUGCAAGUGAUCACAGAGGAUGAAUGCCAGCUAUGGUGGGCCGGCAAGGAGUUGCAGAGGGGGAAAAAAUUACAGGACUUCAUUGGCAAAAAUGAAAAGACCAAGAUUGUAGUCAAAAUCCAAAAGAGAGGCCAGGGGGCACCAGCGAGGGAGCCGCUCGUCACUGAGGAGCAGCAGAAACAGAUGAUGAUGCAUUACUAUCGGAGACAGGAGGAGCUCAAGAAAUUGGAGGAGGCAGACGAUGACAGUCACCUGGACUCGGAGUGGUCAGACAGACAAGCGCUGAAAAGGCAGUUUCAAGGUCUCACCAACGUCAAAUGGGGACCCAGGUAGAGAGACACUGCGUGGUCAUGACUGGAA